This is a messenger RNA of Mytilus californianus (California mussel), 2707 nucleotides long. Its product is annotated as wee1-like protein kinase 1-A. The record is from RefSeq and is a predicted model, not a curated record. The coding region runs from base 109 to 1836 and encodes 575 amino acids. The transcript has 9 exons. Gene Ontology annotation, biological process: mitotic cell cycle; protein phosphorylation. Gene Ontology annotation, cellular component: nucleus. Gene Ontology annotation, molecular function: non-membrane spanning protein tyrosine kinase activity; magnesium ion binding; ATP binding. NCBI's taxonomy places the organism in Eukaryota, Metazoa, Mollusca, Bivalvia, Mytilida, Mytilidae.
AGACCCGCCAUUUACGACAAGCGUGGUUUUGGAUUUAUAUUUACAUGAAUUUUGUAAACAUAUUUCAUUUGAAAACUGGAUUUACAAUAAUAACAAAGUGAUUUGGAAAUGUCAACGUUACAACCAAGAGUUCGUAGAGGAAGGCGAUCGGCCUUGAGAAAGAGAGAAAAUGGAUUAGUUAAAACAUUGAAUUUUCACGAUUCAGACGGGGAGUUCAGCCCGAACGAUGGAGGCUCAAGCCCAUUUCAUUCACCGAGUAUGGAAAGUUAUGAUGAGCCAGAUUAUUUGGAAGUGGAUAUAUCAACACCAUAUUUAAAUUCAACAUCACGUUCAGCCAGGACAUUUAUUAGUUCGCGUAAAUUAUCACCAAUUCCGUUUGGAAUAGACGAGGAAAAUGAUGGUGACGUGGAAGAUGACGAACAGCGAGUGCCAGCCCCUGGAAAACAUGUCAUCUCUCCGGACGAAGCGUGUCCCAUUUCACCACCAUCACGUAAGCUUAGAGCGUUAAGACUUUUUGAUACUCCUCAUACACCUAAAUCUUUAUUACAAAAAGCCAGACGAAGAAGAUUGACAGAUGAAAGAAAAUCAAAAGAAAAUGGCGAAAAAGUUGAGGCCAAUGUCAACCCAUUUACACCUUGCAACAACAGACCUUUAUCGUGUUCAGUGACAUCUGGCAUGGCUAGUAUAAAAAGAAGUAGAGAGCAAAUGGAAAAGAGUUUAUUAGAAGAUUCAGCUGAUGAAAUUGAAAUAGAUAUGCCAUCAACAAAGAAAAUUGCCUUGCAUGAAAUCAACACAUCACGGUAUAACGAAGAGUUUCACGAAGUGUGUAAACUUGGUGAUGGAGAAUUUGGUAGUGUUUACAAAUGUAUACACCGAUUAGAUGGAUGUACAUAUGCCAUAAAAAAGUCCAAGGCACCAGUAGCAGGGAGCCAGUAUGAGAGGAAUGCUAUGAAUGAAGUGUAUGCACAUGCUGUUCUUGGAAAACAUCAACAUGUUGUGAGAUACUACUCUGCCUGGGCUGAAGAUGACUACAUGUAUAUACAGAAUGAAUACUGUAAUGGUGGGAGUCUAGCUGAUGUAAUUGAUACCAACAGGAAGACUGGCCGUAAAUUGGGUGAAGAUGAGUUUAAACAGAUUCUCCUGCAAGUGUCGAGGGGACUGAGAUAUGUACACUCUCAGAACCUUGUCCAUCUUGAUGUUAAACCAGGCAACGUGUUUAUCCAUCGGAACCCUAAGUUCCUGAACUCUCCUGAGAGUGGAAUGGAAUCUCUGGAGGAAGAUGAUGAAGUAGAGGAAGCAAUAACAUAUAAAAUUGGAGAUUUAGGUCACGUAACAUCAGUGUCUAACCCAACAGUUGAUGAUGGAGAUUGUAGAUAUUUACCUAAAGAAAUUCUCAAUGAUGACUAUGAGAACCUGACAAAAUCUGAUAUCUUCUCACUGGGAUUAACUAUGUAUGAAGCAGCAGGUGGAUAUCCUUUACCUAAGAAUGGACCUAAGUGGCAUGCUAUCAGACGUGGUGAAUUACCAUCUUUACCUCACCUGAGUGUAGAAAUGAACCACCUACUCAAAAGUAUGGUAGACCCUGACCCAACACAAAGACCAUCAGCAACACAAAUCACACAACAUCCUGUUUUGUGUCCGCAGGCCAAGAAAUCAAAAGCCCAACUUAGAAAAGAACUGAACGAAGAAAGAUUUAAGAACCAGAUGUUAUCAAGAAAAUUGAUAGAAGCUACACAAUGCCUUGUACAGAAUACCCCAGUGUUUGCACAGCCAGAUAAAGUGAGUCGACUGAUUGGAAACAGAAUGAAAAGGAGCUUGAGUAUGACAAACUUUUAAAGGAAUCAAAUUUUACGCUGAAGGAGGACGCUGUGCAAUACACAAUUUGUAAAAAUAAUUGUAUAAAGACUGGAUCCAAUUAUACCAGUAUAAAUUUGUUAAAAAUUGUUAUGUAAUAUUUCCUGUUAAUGUGCCAAGACAAAGGGUUAACAGAUUGGGCAUGUUUAUUUUCAUAUCAUAGUUCUAUUUGUAUUUAUCUGUUGGAGAUGCCACUUUAUUUAUUAUCCUCUGGUUUGGACCAUCCUUUGUCCUCAAAGUUUUGAAUUUCAUAUUUUAAGUUUUUGGACUUUGUUAAGAAUUCAGAAAAAUUUAUUGAAUUAAGAAAUAAUGAAUUAAGAAAUUACAUGUUACUCUUGCUUGUUUGCAUUGUUUUAAAUUUGUUAAGAGUAUGUAUUCUGCUGAAAUUUUAAAAAUGUUUCACAAAGUAUUAAGCUAGAGAAAUGUGGUUCAUUUUCAUUGGUGAUAGGUCAUGUAAAAUUUGUUUUAUGUUAAUGUAAUAAUAAGGUUUCAAUUGUAAUUAUUAAUUUUUAAUAUCCAUGUAAUCAUUGUAUACAUUUUCCAUUCAUAAAAUUAUAAAUUAUAGAACCACAUUUAUCAUGACUUUAUUUCCCCACUGUGGCAUCUCCAUCAAAUUGAUAUUUGUUUUUAUAUACAGCAUAUAAAGAAGUGAGACUUCUCUAUGUGAUAAUCAUGAAUUCCAGGUAAGUAGGUCAGAUGGUGGUGCAAAUGAUGUGCUAUAGUAGGUCAAUAUAUUUGUAUAUUGUUUUUAUUGUAGGUAUAUUUAAACCUGUAAACUCCAUGGAUUCAUUGUUAAAAAUAGCAACAAGAUGGUGCUUAUUGUAUGUUUUACAAAUAAAAUUUUAAUAAAAUA